This is a messenger RNA of Penaeus indicus, 4636 nucleotides long. RefSeq lists its product as uncharacterized. The coding region runs from base 1184 to 4636 and encodes 1150 amino acids. The record is from RefSeq and is a predicted model, not a curated record. Lineage: Eukaryota; Metazoa; Arthropoda; Malacostraca; Decapoda; Penaeidae. Gene Ontology annotation, biological process: DNA integration. The transcript is spliced from 7 exons. Gene Ontology annotation, molecular function: nucleic acid binding.
CACUCUCCACAAUGCCUUCAGACCCCCCCACAACCACUAACCCAACCUUCCUCCAGCCCUAUUCUGUUGUUACCAAGUUUGACGGCAGCUUGAAGCUAGACAUAGAUUCCCUGAUCAAGGAAAUUGAGGAAUUCAUAGUAUCAGCGGGGACACCGAGAUCAGACAACGGGUUCGAUAAGAAAUGUUUAAAUGCUGUUCAUUCCCGUCUUGACCUUACCUCACCAAAGGUUAGGGAAGCGUUUCAUGCUUUUGACAAACAACCUAACCCCUCGUGGGAAUUGUUUAAGCAAGAAUUUGGCAUUCUAUUCAGACCCUCUCAGGUUGAUCAUGUACUUCAGCUCGCCAGGAUUUUUAGCUUACGGCCGCAGUCAUUUUCUUACGCUGACCUCCGCGCUCAUUGUAAUCGCGUCAGACUUGCAGUAAAUAAGUGGAUUUCGGCCAUCCCAGAUAACUCCCUUUCAAACAUCAAAGGAGCAUUUCGUGAUACCGCAUCCCACAAUGAAUAUAUGCUUUACUUCACUUCGGCAGUAUUUGCAUCAUCACUCACCCCAUUGUGCCAGGAGAAAGUUUGGCGUGAAAUCGGAAAGAUCGAUAAUGUUGUUGAACUGCCGGACAUUUUUUCUAAGGCAGUUAAAGAAGUUGCUGGCAAUGAUGUGCAGGUAACCAAUGCUUUAUCUGCGAAACCAACCUCCCCUCCCCAACCCCAACCCUCCACUGAACUCGUUCGUGUGCCAACACGCCAAACCAUUCCGCCCCUAAUGUCCUUACCUGCCCGCCCUAACCCCCGCUCUAGUUAUUACCCCCGCAUGCCAGGACGUUAUACCCCGAACUCACCCUAUCAGAACACCCCAAUCCCGCGUCCUCUCUUUAGACCCCCUGCUGUUACCAAUUGGAUCCCUGAAAAGUCGGUCUGCCACAAAUGCUUACAUCAUGGCCAUUUUUCUCGCGACUGCCGGAACAUUCCGGUAUGCCCAUUCCACAACAUUUAUGGACACCCAUGGUAUCAAUGCAAAGUCUAUACAGAGCAGAGUGCUAUAACACAGGAUUUAUUAACAAAAGCUAGACGUGGAAGUAGCCCCCACAAAACACAAAAGUCGUGCUAUUUUUUAGAGGAACUUCUCGAAGACCUCCAAGAUACUCCCCCAGCAGACCCUUCCCCAGAUGCGGAAAUCUUGCAAAGCCCAUGGGACUCAGUACUCAAUUAAUAGCCUCUGCUACUGCUAGCCAUUGCAAUAGCCCCCCUCUGCUUCCUGCACGCCUCAAUGGUAAACCAGCAAUGUUCUUCUUAGAUAGUGGUUCGUCUGUCAGUCUGGUGUCCGCUUCAACUUUGUCAAGGUUUGGGUUAGAUCUCAAGAUCCAACCUCCUCGCUGGUCUGUACGGGGUGCUUCUGGUAACAGUCUGAGGGUAAUAGGAGAAACCAGGCUGAACAUUAAGUUGGAUGGGAUUUUGUUUCUCCAUCCAUUUAUUGUUACUGAGUCCCAUACUGUCCCUGGUGAUCUCCUCCUGGGCCAUGAAUUCCUCUGGCGUACAGGUAUUGCUCAUGACCCUAGGAAUAACAGAAUUAAGUUUAAUGGUAAGUUUUUCUCCCUCGUUAAGCCCUCCUCCAUGUGGACUCAUCGCAACAGUUAUGAUGCACUCAUGCCCCCCCGUAAGUACCACAACAAAGACUCAAUUUCUGGCCAUAUAACUGGGAAAGAGAUUCCCCUCAACAAACAAACAAAUAACCCCAAACCCCCUGACCUCCCCAAGCAUCGUCCCAGACUCAGGUGCCAGAGAAGUCCUGCUUCUGUGCCAAGUAAGCCUCCCACCUCUCAGGCCUUGGACCAAGAUACUCCCGCUGCCCCUCCCCAUAAUAUUCCCCCUUGUCCUACCCCAGCUACUGCUACACAUUUUGGACCCUUUUCAUGGACUAUGGGCGACAGUGCAUUACACUUUCGUGUAAAGGAAAUUACCACCAUUCCUCCAUUCUCCGACAUGCCUGUCAACGUUGUAACACAUGUAAACGAGGGUGCAUGCCUGGUCUUGCCAGAAGGAUCUCGUGUUAAGGGAAUUGCCAUCUUGCCAGCACUUUAUUCCAUAUCUAAAGGGGAGUCAUUCCUCCACCUGAUUAACUUAACCCCUACCCCCAUCCGACUUCACAAUAACACCCGGGUAGUUGAUUAUGAACUAGCUAAAGGUGAAGUCAUGGAACUACCACCGCCUGCCUUCACUGCAACCACUCAAACUCAGCCCACUCUGGGCGAGCCACCUCCCUCCUCUCAUGAAACACUCUCGACUAUUCCCUCUCCAGAUUUUGAUGAGGGUUAUGAGAUCUUAUCUCGCCUCUUCCGGGAAUAUCCCUCCCUAUUGCCUUCUGAGUCUCGACCCCUUGGCAAGACUGAUAUCCUUCAACAUAAGAUUAACCUGGUUCCCAAUGCUCAGCCUGUCUAUAUUCCAAGUUAUCGCAUCCCUCAUAGCCGCCGCUCUGCUCUUGACAAGGCUACCGCUGACUUACUCGAUCAAGGUAUAAUAACCCCAAGUACCUCACCCUGGUCCGCUCCAAUGUUACUGGUACCCAAGAAAGAUGGAACAAUGAGACCAGUUAUUGACUACAGACGACUAAACAAGUUAACUAUUCCUGAACCAUUUCCCAUUCCCUCCCUUCGACUGUUAUUACAAGACAUUGGUACUAACAACAAAGUCUUCUCGACUCUCGACUUAGCUAAGGGAUUUCAUCAGUUACCCAUGCACCCUGAUUCCCAAAAGUUUACUGCUUUCUCCACCCCUUCUGGACACUGGGAAUUCACAAGAAUGCCUUUUGGCCUAAGAAACGCCCCAUUGAGUUUUGCACGAUUAAUGUCCCUUGUCAUGAGUGGUCUUGUUGGAAAUGACGUACUCAUUUAUCUGGACGACCUAUUGGUGGUGUCAAAGGAUGUUGCCGAGCACGAAGUAAAACUCCGGAAGAUUUUAGUAGACUAUAUUAAGAGCUUCUUAGGUUUAGCAGGGUUUUACAGACCCUUCAUACCCCAUUUUGGCUCCAUUGCAAGCCCUCUUUCCCGGCUACUUAAAAAAGACUCCGAAUUUGUUUGGGGCAAGGAUCAGGACUUUGCAUUUCAAUCCCUGAAAUCUAAGUUAAUUAAGUCGCCAGUAUUAGCAUUCCCAGAUUUUUCCAAGCCCUUCAUAUUAGCAACUGACGCCUCUAAUGUUGGCAUUGGCUCUGCACUCAUGCAAGAAUUCGAGGGAAAGCUAAAGCCCAUUGGUUUUGCAAGUCGAAUCUUAAAUAUUGCCGAGAAGCGUUAUUCGACAUCUGACAAGGAAUUGCUAAGCAUUAUAUGGUCACUCAAACAUUUUCGAGAAUUAAUUCUAGGCUAUGAUAUAGAAGUAAGAACGGACCAUCAGCCACUGACCCAUAUCAUGUCUUGCAAGGACCCUCAUGGUAGAUUGGCCAGGUAUUUGGAUACCUUACUAGAGUUCAACCCCUCGAUUGUGUAUACCCCUGGCCCUUGUAAUAAGGUUGCAGAUGCCUUAUCUCGAGCACCUGUGUACUCCCUGUUCUCUGAUAACUGCCCACCCCUGGAUGCUCUAGAUAUCAAUGACAUAAAGAAAAGCAGAGAAGAUUUUUACCUGGACGAGUCUGGCCUUCUCUUUAGAUUGUCGACGCCCAGGAGGAAAGGAAGGAAGACAAAGAUUCGUUAUAGACAGUUAGUAUUCCCUGAGUGCCUUGUCCCCCUCAUUCUUAAGUAUUCCCAUGAGUCAUUGGAGGCAGCUCACGCUGGGGCUGCCAAAGCCAUUCAGCGUGCUAGAUCAAGAUUCUAUUUUCCCGGGUUGUUCAAGAGAGUUUUGCGACAUGUUAAGAGUUGUCGUGUCUGCCCAUUAUACAAGGGCUCAACCCAUCAGCCUGCUCCUGCAUUAUUGUAUGAUAUCCCUGACUUCCCCUUCCAGAAGGUAUCUUGCGAUACCCUUUCAGGAUUUAUACCAUCCCCCAGGGGCAACAAAUACAUUCUAGUUUUCAUUGAUAACUUCAGCAGAUACUGUGAGCUUGUUCCUGUACCGGACAAGUCAGCUCACACCAUUGCUAGAGCCUUCUAUAACAAUAUUAUAUGCAGAUACCAAUCCCCCCAGCAGCUCAGCAGCGAUAAUGGAACAGAAUUUCUACUCCCUUACGAGCUCUUGGAUGCAAAGCCAGACCCCAACUAUGAUGACAACUAUGCCAAGACACUACUUAUCAGACAACAGAAAGCCUUUAUGGUACUACAGUGUCGCAAUAACAAGGCACUUUGCAGGAGUUUAAAGGAUGAGUCACAGACAUGGCUCCACUUUGACCAGCUGAAGCUUGCUAAUAAGUACUUUGUAGAGCAGUUCCCUGAUUGCAACCUUUUAACCUUGGAGCCACAACACUCUUCUACACCACCUACGUUCUUACCUGACACCGUGGCCUGUCGUCUUAUACCUCCUACCCUUAAAAACAUUCAAAACAUUACCGUAUACACCCCUUUCCUCACAUUGCUAACAGUAACACAUGUAUCCUCUCUUCUGCCCCAUAUCAUCCUUAAGCCCUACAAGACUAAGUGCGCCGAAAGUGAACACCCCUUUUGUACCAUACAACAUUUAAGUAACAUACCAAGAUCAAGCCUUCGAUUACUCCCACAAACCUGA